AUGUCUGGCCGGUUCGUCUCCGGCGGCACGAUAACUUCCAGCGGUGAGCCUACCACGGAUGAGAGCGGCCAUGAGGCGGUGGUGGCGGCCGCGAGGGAGCCGCUGAUGAAGAAGAAUGCCGAGUGGGAGGCGGUGCAGCACGAGCUUGAGGAGGACAGGAAGAAGAGGGAGCAGGCGAGGGCGGAUUUGGCGGGGGAAGGGCAGCAGAGCUUGUAUGAUGUAUUGCAGGCGAACAAAGCGGCUAAGCAGGCAGCUUUUGAAGAGCAGCUCAAGCUGAAGAAUCAGUUUCGCGCCCUGGACAAUGACGAGAUUGGCUUUUUGGAUGAGGUGAGGGCCAAGGAGAAGGCGGAUGAGGCGCGGGCGAAGAAGGAGCUGGAGAAGGGGUUGAAGGCCUUUCGGGAGAGGCAGAAGAGCACUGGCGGGGAGGCCUCUGCGGCUGCGAAUGAGGAUGAAGGGCCGAGAGGGGGAGAGGAUGAGGAGUGGGCUGUUGGGGGGAGGAAGAGGAAGAGGCAUGAGAGGGAAAUGCUGGGCGUGAAGAAGAAGGCUGUGAGUAAAGGGGGUGAGAAGGAGGAGGCUGCAACGACGGGGCUGGGACUCGUGGGGUAUGGCUCGGACUCGGAUGAGAGUGGUGAUGA
Trichoderma atroviride IMI 206040 is the source of this 635-nucleotide messenger RNA. RefSeq lists its product as uncharacterized. NCBI's taxonomy places the organism in Eukaryota, Fungi, Ascomycota, Sordariomycetes, Hypocreales, Hypocreaceae. The record is from RefSeq and is a predicted model, not a curated record. Gene Ontology annotation, cellular component: nucleus.